UAAAGGCUGAUGAGAUGCUUGUAUGCAUUUUGUCCAGCAUGCUAACAAUACUGCCAGCUCACCACCUUACAGAAGGGUAACAUUGACUAUUAAGAGAGUGAGGUCAGUGAUGACUGUCAGUAAAUGUUAACUGGUGGAAAAGAGAAGGAAGGGUAGAAAUAAAGUGAUACAGUUUGGUGGUAGAGUGGAAAGAAUAUGACCAGAUUAAUGUUUUCCUUAAUAGACAAGCAGUAUGGGACAGUGAAGAGGAGAAAGGGUGUGUGACAGUGAGAUGGUAAGGGAAGCGUCUGGUGUAGAUUUAAACAUGUACUCCUAUUGACCCCUAGUCAUUUGUUCUCCAUGCUCCCUUAGAUGCUCAUUAGCUCCCCCAUUCAGCCUUCAACUACAAUGUAAGAGCGUACUUUUGAUGCAAGUCUCAUAAAAUGCUACUCUAAUUUCUAAAGCUGCAAAUAUUACAUAAAUUUUCACUUCAAAUUUUGCGUAAACAAUUGUAAGUAGAGUUGGCAUGGAAACAAUUGUAACUAAUCAUUAAAGCUGUCUUAAAGUAUUUCUUUUAUUAUUUGGAUUAUACACAUACAAACACACACAAGGGGCUUCUUUCAGAUUCCAUCUGUCAAUUCCACUCACAAGGUUUUUGGUCAACCUGGGGCUGUAGUAGAAGACACUUACUCAAGGUGCCUCACAAUGGGAUCAAACCUGGAACUAUAUAGUAGGGUAUCUGAUGGUAUUGAGAUUUUGAAAAUGAAAGAAUGACUUGACCAAAGAUAUAGGGAACAUUGUUUGAGAAAGUUCACUGAAGAAACUAUAUUCAUUAUUGAAAUUAUCGAAAGAAAUAUUUCUCUGAAAAUUACAGAACUAUGGGUUUUUAGAAAAUUUUAUUUAUUUGUAAGUAAACCUGAAAGUUAUGGAAGAUGAACUGAAUGAGAGUCAGGUCCAUAAUGAAACACAGCCUGAUGAUAAUAAUGUUUCUCAUCAAACAGAGAAGGCAUCAUACAUGUGUGACAUCUGUGGAAAGUCUUUUAAAUUUAGAAGACAUUUAAUUCAACAUCACUCUGUUCACAAAAGCCAGAAACCAUACAAAUGUGAUGUUUGUGGUAAAACAUACUCUUUAAAUAGUAGUUUAUAUAAACACACACUUUCUCACACAGGAGAGAAACCAUACCAUUGUGAUAUCUGUGGUCAAAAUUUCUCUGUUAAAUAUUCUUUAACUUUACAUAAACGUAUUCACACAGGUGAAAAGCCAUAUCACUGUGAUAUCUGUGGUAAAAGGUUCUCUGUUAGUAGUUCAGUAACGGUGCACAAAGUUAUUCACACAGGCCAGAAACCAUACCAUUGUGAUAUCUGUGGUAAAGCAUUCAGUUUCAGUUCCUAUCUAUCUAAACAUAAACGUCUUCACACAGGGGAGAAGCCAUGCUGCUGUGAUAUUUGUGGUAAGACAUUCACACAAAUUUCUCAUUUAAAAACUCAUACACGUGUUCACACAGGAGAAAAACCGUAUCACUGUGAUGUUUGUGGCAAAAAGUUCUCUACAAAUGAACAUUUAUCUAGUCACAAAUAUGUUCACACAGGGGUAAAACGAUAUCACUGUGAUAUUUGUGGUAAAGCAUUCCCCCGAAGUGGCAAUUUAAAGAUCCAUAAAUUUCUUCAUACAGGAGAAAAACCUUAUCACUGUGAUAUAUGUGGAAAAAACUUCUCUACAAAUGAUUAUUUAUCCAACCACAAACGCAUUCAUUCAAAGGUAAAAACCUGCCGUUGUGAUAUUUGUGGUAAAGCAUUCUCUCGAAAUAGGGAUUUAUUGACACAUAAUCGCAUUCACACAGGUGAGAAACCAUAUCAUUGUGAUGUUUGUGGUAAAUCAUUUACUAUAAGUGGUCAUUUAACUAAACACAAACGUAUUCACACAGGGGAGAAACCAUUCCAUUGCAGUAUCUGUGGAAAAAACUUUGCUAGAAGUGGAUAUUUAUCCCAACAUAGACGUAUUCACACAGGAGAGAAACCAUUUCACUGUGAUAUCUGUGGUAAAAAUUUCGCUUUAAGUGGAUCUUUAACCAAACAUAAACGUAUUCACACAGGUGAAAAACCAUUCCAUUGUGAUAUCUGUGGUAAAACUUUCUCUGAAAGUAGUUCUGUAAUAUCUCAUAAACGUGUUCACACUGGAGAAAAGCCAUAUCAUUGUGAUAUCUGUGGAAAAACAUUCACUGCUAGUAAUUCAUUAUCUGCACAUCAAACUAUUCACACAGGAGAGAAACCAUACGGCUGUGAUAUAUGUGGUAAAGCUUUCUCGCGAUCUGGUAAUUUAUUGAGACAUAAACAUAUUCACACAGGACAUAAACCAUAUCAGUGUGACAUAUGUGAUAAAACGUUCUCUUGCAGUUCUUACUUAGAUAAGCACAAACAUGUUCACAAUGGAGACAAGCCAUACCAUUGUGACAUCUGCGGUAAAUCAUUUUCUCAAAAUAAUCAUUUAUUGAAUCAUAGACAUAUUCAUACAGGCGACAAACCUUAUCACUGUGGUCUUUGUGGUAAAACAUUCUCUCAACAAAGUACUUUGUCUGUCCACAAACGUUUACACAAUUGAGAAUCUAUGCACCGUUGAUAUUUCUGUUAGUAGAUUGUCACACUAAGCUUUUUGUAAUGAGUCGGCCUGUAACCAUUUAUAUUUUUAUUGAGAAUAUCAACCAAGCAUUUUGUAGAGACUUCAAUAAAUUUAGAUCUUUAGAAAAUAUUAUAGUAUCAGUGAAAGGGAAUUUCUGCUUGAAGCUGGUGAAUUUAUAUUGCAUCCAACUUUCAACUUUAAAACAGACACAUCUGAAAAUAUUGAUAUCAAGCUACAUGUUAAUAAUAAUGUCCAUUU
Octopus sinensis (East Asian common octopus) is the source of this 2854-nucleotide messenger RNA. Its product is annotated as zinc finger protein 420-like. Lineage: Eukaryota; Metazoa; Mollusca; Cephalopoda; Octopoda; Octopodidae. The transcript has 2 exons. The coding region runs from base 905 to 2578 and encodes 557 amino acids. The record is from RefSeq and is a predicted model, not a curated record. Gene Ontology annotation, biological process: regulation of transcription by RNA polymerase II. Gene Ontology annotation, molecular function: RNA polymerase II cis-regulatory region sequence-specific DNA binding; DNA-binding transcription factor activity.